This is a messenger RNA of Lates calcarifer (barramundi perch), 2990 nucleotides long. Its product is annotated as transmembrane protein 25. Lineage: Eukaryota; Metazoa; Chordata; Actinopteri; Centropomidae. The record is from RefSeq and is a predicted model, not a curated record. The coding region runs from base 1400 to 2551 and encodes 383 amino acids. The transcript is spliced from 9 exons. Gene Ontology annotation, biological process: negative regulation of excitatory postsynaptic potential.
UGUUUUUCAGUGUAAAUGAGUGUUUUUAUUCAAGAGUGAAAUCCUUUUUGUUUGACUAGAAAAAGCAGUUUUAUCAGUACCAAACUCCAUUGGCAAAAACGCUAAUUUUACAGAGCAGCACUCAGGAGCUGCUGAAGCGUCUGCCACUCAUCUGUUAGUUUGUUUGUGUAAUUUCUCUGGUACUUUCACUUGUGUAAAGGAUCUGAAUACUUCUUUAACCACUGAAUGUCACACAAUAACACAAACUAAUUACAACAGUAUUCCAGCAGCUCCUGUUUUCUCCUUGCUAAAAACACUGUUUUUGUCAUUGGAGUCUGGUAUUGAUAGAUACUGAUUUUUCUGCUGCUGCUGCAAUGUAAACAAAAAUGAUUCCUACAGAGAUGGAUGUUUUUGUUAAAGAGUAAGAUCCUUUUUGUUUAACCAGAAACAUCGCUACAUAUCAGUACCAGACUCCAUUGACAAAAACAGCAAUUUUAAAUGGGGGUUUCUGUAAUUCCACUGCCUCAAUCUGUUAGUUAAUUUGUGUUACUGUGUGACUUUCAGUAGUGGAAGAAGUAAUCGGAUCAUUUAUAUAAGUUAAAGUACCACACAAUAACACAAACAAACAAACAAAUAGAGGCAGUGUUAUUCCUGCAGCUCCUGUGUUCUGCUCAGUAAAAUUGCCGUUUUUCUCAAUGGAGUCUGGUAUUAAUAUGUUAAGUUUACUUUGGCAUUUCUGUUCUGCAUCUUCUUGUUGCUUAAUUGACCUGACAUUUACACUAAUAUCAGUAUGCAUUUGCUAAAGAGGAAAUGUUUCUUUAAUGUGAAAUUCACCUUUGUUUUGUCUGUGCUCUGCUCUGCUGCUCUGGUCUGUGCAGCUGCACUGCAGAGGCUGUCCAGUCUGAAGUAAUCGAGCUCAGAUAGUGUGAGUAUAGUGGUGUGUCAGAGUCUGUGCACCAGCAGGAAGGAGGGAGGAGAGGAGGAGAGGUUACUUUAAAUCAUGGCUGAUGAAGGAGGAGUGAUGGAUGAUGCUUCUUCUGAAGUGUUUGUUGUUUUCUGUUCGCCACAACAAACAAUCGUGAGAGAUCUUCUCCUCAUCCUCUCCCUCCUCUCUCUCCUCUGUCCUCCCUCCCUCACCCUCUCUUGCACUGCCUGCGUCACUCUGCCUCCUGAGCUGCUGUAUUUAUCCUGCAGAGCGCUCGGUGUGUGUACGAGUGUGUGUGUGUGUGUUUUCUCAGAUGGUAAAGCGACUGAGUCAGGGAGGUGCUGCCUCUCAUCUCUCUCUCCGCUGUUCCCACCAUCCCUCACUCUCCCUCCUCUCCUCCUCUUGCUGCCAUGGAGGCUGAAUCACAGCAGCGUCUGCAGAAAGAGCUGAGCAGGUAGAUGUGCAUGUAUACGUGGUGCUCCAUAUUGGGCCAGUAUGGAGUGUGUGUGUCUGAGGAGGUGGGCAGUCGGCUCUGCUGUCGUGUUCCUUCACACACUGGCCUUAUCCUGGACAGGUGCGAUUGAGCCCGCCCCCAAAAUUGACGGAUGGCACCAGGCAGCAGUGACGCUGCAGGAGAACAUGACGCACCGGUUCAACUGCCAAUCAGAUGGCUGGGAUCCCCGUGCGCCUCCCCUGCUCACCUGGUACCUGAACGGGAAGCAGCAGAGAGAGCCAUCACCCAACCGCGGGCGCCUGGUGAUGACAUCGCAGGAAGAUUCUGACGUCAUGAGACCGGGGACCAAUCACAACAGCACCUUCUCUCUGCAGGCCAGGAAGUGGGACCGGGAGCUGGUGUGUGUUGCGUCAAACCCCCGGACAGGAGAGAGCUACAACGCGACAGUCACGCUCAACGUCCAGUUCCAGCCAGAAAUCCUCAGGGUGAACGCCCACUACAGCGAAACCUCAGACCCCGGCCUCUCCCUGGUCCUGUUCGCCUUGGUGCGGUCCAACCCGCCUGCCACUAUCACCUUCGUGGACCAGUCUGGCCAGCUGGUGGCCAACACCUCCGACUUCCUCAUCCUGGACUCCCGAAGCUACCCCUGGCUGACCAAUCACACGCUCAGGGUGACGCUCAGCAGCCUAUCAGGGAACGUUUCACUGAACGCCAGCAACAGCGUGGGAACGGUGCAGAGCAACCUCACACUGGCAGAGUUCCUGCAGUCCCGAGUGGAGGUGCCCAUGCUGGGAAUAGUGACCGGAGGAUCCAUGGCCUUCAUGGCCCUCCUCAUCCUCAGUCUGAUAGUUCUCUGCCUCAUGCAAAAAAACAAAAGCAAGACCAUCGAUGAGCCAGUGGAGAUUCUGAUGACCAAGAAAAGUGACUCUGCCAAUCUGAAGGUGGAGAAAGCUGAUAAGACCUAUAUCCCCAGGGAAAACAUGUCUCUGCCUUCCAACAUGCAGCUCAACGACCUCAGCACUUUGAGAAAAGCCCGAGAGGCCGCCCAGCAGAACAGCGUGGGAGAGAAGAAAGAAGAAGAGGAGGAGGAAGAUCUGUCUUUAGCCUACGCCGCCAGAGGUUUUGCCAGAUAUCCGAUGGUGGGCUACAUCUAUAAGGUGAACAGCACAAGCAGCGAGGAGAUCUGGCUCUGACUUACCUCAAAGUUAACACACAAAACCCUACAUGCAUGCAACUACUUCCAACAGUGCAGCUGUCCGAGAGGAAAAAAAAAACAAAAACCCCAGAACAACUGCCAGUCAGUAAAUCAGUCAUUCAACCAAUCAUCUGUCACCUCCGAGCUGGACCGGGACGACCAGGACUAUGUUGUUUCAGGACUUACAUACAGCAUCAACACGCUCUGUUUCUCCAACUCAAACACGUCCACAAAACAAAAAAAAACCCUGUUGUUGUUUUCGUCUCUCUGAAUUGACCACUCGGGUAUUAUUACACCGCUAACGUGUUGUCUCGCAACGUACAUGAAAAACAUAUUAUUCUGAGAUGUUUUUGACAUGAUUCUCCUCCUAUAACCACGUCCUCAUAACGUCUGUCUCCCUGUUGCAUUAUUGGAAUGCAUUAAAUGUCCUAUGCUAA